AUCCAGUGAUCUUACCCGUCAGGAACAGCAACAAUGGACAGCCCAGCAUCCCUCUACUUCUACUCUGAACUUGCCGCCCCUCACGAGCCCGCUCGCCUCCCCCCUCUUGAAAUAUGUCCUGGGACUCCAAGUCUGUCUCCAGGCGGCGCCAUAACAGCUCCGUGAGCUCAACCCGGCCGCUACCCGCCCACUCCAGACAACUAUCGAAGCUCCCUCCGCGCCCGCCGAGGUCCUCCCACGUCACCGAUCCGUUCCUCCAGAGCUUCCUCGCCCCGUCUUUCGACCCCGCCGAAUACCUCAAUGCCUCCCUGCCGUCGCUCCAGACCUCGACGCCGGCCUCCUCGAUAGCCAGGGAGCGCGACGGCGCGUCUCCCCUGGCGGACCUGUCGGUCCAGGCCCAGACCCAGCUCUCCCAGCUGAACGCCCACGCCGUGCGACUGACCAGCACCCUCACCCAGCUGACCGACGACAUACUGCGGAGCGGGAGCCGGCUCGCGUACGAGGUCGAACUCCUCCGCGGCGAGACGCUAAGUCUCUCGGAGGCCCUGUCGGACGGCCUGCACAAGGAAAUCGCACUGUUCGUCCCGGGCGGCGUGCCGGAGCCGAUGGAGGGCAAGGCGAGCGGGGGGGUCCCGCCGACCCCGCGGCUUGCACCCGCGGACCCGACCACUCCAGGCUUGGAACCGGCGCCGCGAGACGGUGACAGCCAAGACCCGCCUUAUAUCGGGCAGCUGCAGACGCUGACGCUGGUGCGGGCGCGGCUGGACUCGGUCGUCAAGACAUUCGGCGACGCGAUGGAGUUCGUGUUCCCGCCCUCGGAGCUCUCAGUCAGCUCGUCGUUCCUGUCGGUCUCGGCGCCGGAGCCCGGGGCGCACGCGCACAGCACGGAGGAGAAGGGCCAGCAGGUGCUGCGGCAGCUGCGGGAGGAGAUCGCCGGCCUGCUCGCCAAGGGCGCCGACCCGGUCGCGGGCAUCGAGAAGGCGGCGCACCGCAUCGAGGAGCUUAAAGAGCUGUCCAAGGUGUGGAAGGGCACGGCGGAGGAGAAGGGGAGGACCAAGUUCAUCGACAGCUUGGCCAAGAUGGUCGAAGACAGGCACAAGGAGCUGUUGCGCGAGGUGGAGCAGGCUAGUCGCCGCGACGGCAAGGCAGAUUCGGAGAGCAGUGCUCGGAAGCCCGCCGCCAGCUCUGAUGGGGGAGGAGGUGCGGAGAACAAGCCGCUCUAUGGCAUAAUGAGCCAGUUGCAGAGACUCCGGGCAGGCCUCCAAUAAUUUGGAAAUGACUCCGGCCUUUCUGCCUGGACGCUGUCGACGAAUGAUUUGUCACCCUAGCCAGGUGCGUCUAUAGAGUUGUCGGAAUUUGUGUCGGCUGGAACCCCUAGUGACUCGUAUACGACCAGAACAUGCAGCCGGGGUAGUAGCCUCUUAGCGAGGCUUGCUCGUGACUUUCUACCCGGGCACCCGGGAGGCCUCUUCGUUCUGAUAUUGUAGGUAGGUAAUGCGCCCGCGUCGCACCG
This is a messenger RNA of Durotheca rogersii, 1513 nucleotides long. RefSeq lists its product as uncharacterized. The coding region runs from base 114 to 1268 and encodes 384 amino acids. The record is from RefSeq and is a predicted model, not a curated record. The transcript has a single exon. NCBI's taxonomy places the organism in Eukaryota, Fungi, Ascomycota, Sordariomycetes, Xylariales, Xylariaceae.